This is a messenger RNA of Aspergillus steynii IBT 23096, 2098 nucleotides long. RefSeq lists its product as uncharacterized. Gene Ontology annotation, cellular component: membrane. Bases 408 to 1919 code for a protein of 503 amino acids. Lineage: Eukaryota; Fungi; Ascomycota; Eurotiomycetes; Eurotiales; Aspergillaceae. The transcript has 2 exons. The record is from RefSeq and is a predicted model, not a curated record.
GUUGCCUUGCCUUGCCCUCGUUCUUCUCCUGAUCGCUUUUGGAGUUUAUGACCUCAUGGCUGAUGCACCGGACAUUUAUUUUAACUAGUGCUCUGCCCGGCAGCGCUGUUACUCUGGCCAGCUGUCUUCCAAGCAUUCGCCCUUGUUUCAUCUUAUAUUAAGCUCAUCUUCCCUUGCCUUACACCGUACUAGCUUGCUUAGCUACCGGGUCCGGUUGUUGGCCGACGAACGCUACGCCAUCUCCGCCCCUCCCUUUCCUUCUCCUGGAUUGCUUACGAGGAUGGCCUUGGUGUAUAGAUAGGGGAUCAGGGGUAUUGCUGUGUGAUAGGCUUGGAUUGCACACGAAAGGGCGGUGUAUGUGUGCCUGCGACCACUGACCGGGGUGGCACAUCCAGCUAGCUACGACCAUGGAGAACAAUCCUGCCAGCAUUCUACUGGUAGACAAUACCUGCCCUCGCGUGCGGCCCUCCGACGAUGAAGCGCUUUCCCAGACCCCGACCGCUGCGGAAGUAUCCCGACGUCUAUCGCGACGGCUUACCAGACCGUCGGUGCGAGGAGAACUAGCGAGACGGAAGUAUGCGAAAUGGCAGCCCCAUCGACUGGGGAUCACGGAUGACGGUGAUCCAGACCCGGAGAGGAGGCCGAGCGAGGGGCGGGACUUGGCUUUGACGGAUACAGCGACCAACACGGUGGGAGGGGCACCGAGUCUCGCGACCACCUCCUCGCUGCCGACGAACGAACCGCUCGAUUCCAACCCGAUCGAUUUCGCCCCCUCUGCGGAUCCGGCCGAGCAAGGAAGCGAUGGCCGUGAUAGAUCCGGGUCCAGGUCCGCAUCGAGGACUGCGGCUGCGUCGGGCCCCGAGUCUCAUGCGGUUGGACUCAAGCCUGGCACCGACCUGGAUAUUCUCUACGAGAACCAGCGCGGUUGGUUUCUGUGCGGGAUUCCGCUGUACUCGCACCGCUCGCUGCUGAACUUCGACCCGGCCACCUGGGUGACCCAUGACUUCAGGGACAGUCCCGUCAACAUCACCAAUGCGCAGCUGCCGGACCCCAGUUGGGAGUGGGCGUGGCGAAGAUGGUACGUGGACAUGUCGGGGGACGUGGACGACCAGGGCUGGCAAUAUUCGUUCUCCUUCAGUUCGUCGGCGUGGCAUGGGUCGCAUCCGUGGUUUCAUUCAUUCGUGCGAAGGCGCCGGUGGGUGCGGCUGCGGGUGAAGCGGGUUUCGGAGAGAAGCCGUCGGGAUCGUACAGGACUGGAAAUGGCCCAUAUGCUCAACGACGACUAUUUCACCAUCCACACGGGGAAGAAAAAGCGCGCGUCGAGCUCGGAGCGCGCAUCACGGGUGACCUCGGGAUACCUGAGCCGGGCCACGACCAAGGUCGAGGAAGAGGCUCCUUUGGAGGAGAUUGGGAAUAUUCCCAGCUUGAUGCAUGCCCUCAAAGUGGCGAUCGUGGACCGCGAGAAGAUCGAUGCGUUGAGACGAUUCGUCGAGGAAGGCGGCCCCGAGCUGUAUUAUUUGGAGGGACAGAUCCCCGAUAUCAUGCCCAUGUUCGUCUUCCAGGCCUCGCGAUGGCAGGUUCUCACGCACUUCGUCAGUGUCAUCGACGAACUGACCUCGAAAAUCCCCGAGGUCGGCGAACGAGAAGCCGAGGAACUACGCCGCAAGAAGGAGUACCUCACGAAGGCCGUAGAGAGCGCGCGACACCAUCUCAGGGGACCCGAAGUCGUCAGUGCUCGACGCCGAUCAUCGGCCCCGGAGAUGCUGGAUUUGACCCCCGGUCCGAAGAAGAAAGGCCUGCUAUCCAAGUACUUGGGGAAAUUCUCGUUCAAGCCCAUGGACGACGGAGGACCCAUCAGGGGAAUACCGAAGGGGGCUGAAAUUGGCAAGGAAGGUCAUAUUUAUCAAUAUUCGUCCUGAUCCUUUCUUUCCUUUUUUCCCUUUUUUCAUUUUUUUAUAUUUUUCCUCUUUUGUUUGCGUUCUGGCUCGGUUCUCGGGACUUGAUACCCAUGCUCGUUUUGUGUCCAGUUCAAGGCUUCGGAGUGACUGGUGUAGUCUGUCAUUGGCAACGACUGUAAUAGAUAAUUCAAUCAUUUGGC